UCGAGUGGUACCCCGGUCCUGGGCUCAGACUGGGCGUGUGGAGCCCAGAACGCAGGCCCGUGUGCGCGAGCCCUGAGGCCACGACAGAAACACCUUCUUUGGAUUCUGAAUUUCUUCUAAAGUGGGACCAAGAAGAGAACUGAUAAAUACGUUGGAUUAAAAAAAAAAUGGCUCAUGGGCUGGUGGUGUUCAGAGAUGUGUCAGUGGACGUCUCCCGGGAAGAGUGGGAAUGCCUGGACUCCGCGCAGAGGGACUUGUACAGAGACGUGAUGUUGGAGAACUACAGCAACCUGGUCUCACUGGGGCUCUCUAUUUCUAAGCCAUCUGUGAUCUCCUCACUGGAGCAAGGGAAGGAGCCCUGGAUAGUACUGAGGGAGGUGGCAGGAGGACAGUGCUCAGACUUGGCAUCCAGGUGUAAGCCCAAGAAGUUAUUUCCAAAAGGAGACAUUUGUGAGAUAGAAUCACCCCGGUGGGCUAUUGUGGAAUCAUUUAAAAGUAAUUCUGAGAAAUCCAUUUCCAAUGAUGUUUGGGAAUGCAAAAAUCAAUUUGAGGGCCAACAGGAAGGCUAUUUCAGCCAGUUUAUUAUAAACCAUGAACACAUACCCAUUUUUCUCCAACACACAUUACUCACUCAGGAAUUCUGUCACUCAGAAAAAAAACCUGAAUGCAAAGAAUAUAGGAAGAACUUCAAUUACCACUUGUUUUUUAGUCAUCAAAAAAGAACUCACUCUCAAGAAAUACUUUCUGAAUGUAAGAAAUGUACAGAAACUUUUAAUACAUCAUACCUUACUCAACAACAGAGAAUUCAAAAUAGUGACAAAUGUAAGGAAUGUUGGAAGGCCUUUAUUCAUUGCUCCCAACUUAAACAACAUCUGAAAAUUAAUAAUGGUGAAAAACGCUAUAAAUGUAAAGAAUGUGGAAAGACUUUUAAUUAUGGCUCAGAACUUAUUCUACAUCAGAGAAUUCAUACAGGUGAGAAGCCCUAUGAAUGUAAGAAGUGUGGAAAGGCCUUUCGACAACGAUCACAACUUACUCAACAUCAAAGACUUCACACUGGUGAAAAACCUUAUGAAUGUAAGCAGUGCGGGAAGGCCUUUAUUCGCAGCUUUCAGCUUACUGAACAUGUGCGACUCCACACGGGUGAGAAACCCUAUGAAUGCAGAGAGUGUGGGAAGACCUUCAGGCAUCGUUCACACCUUACCAUACAUCAGAGAAUCCACACUGGGGAGAAGCCUUAUGAAUGUAGGGAAUGUGGAAAAGCCUUUAGCUAUCACUCAAGCUUCUCUCACCACCAGAAAAUUCAUUCUGGCAAGAAACCUUAUGAAUGCAGUGAAUGUGGGAAGGCCUUUUGUGAUGGCUUACAACUUGCCCUCCAUCAAAGGAUUCAUACUGGUGAGAAGCCCUACAAGUGUAAGGAAUGUGGGAAGGCUUUUCGACAGUGCUCACACCUUAAAAGACAUCAACGGAUUCAUACUGGUGAGAAACCUCAUGAAUGUAUGAUAUGUGGGAAAGCCUUUAGGCUUCAUUCACACCUUACUCAACAUCAGAGAAUUCAUACUGGUGAGAAACCUUAUGAAUGUAAGGAGUGUGGGAAGGCCUUUAGCUAUCAUUCAAGCUUCUCACACCAUAAGAGAAUUCAUUCUGGAAAGAAACCUUAUGAAUGUGGGAAGAACUUUAAUCAUAGCUUACAAUUUAAUCUAUGUCAGACAUCCCAUACUGGUGAGGUGCCAGUAAGGUUUCCUCCUCCCCAUCCUAGAUUAGUAUCUUGAUUUAUUUCUGGAGGCGUACAUAUUUUUUUUUUUAGUAGUACUGAUUUAUUUCAGUAAUUCUUUAGAAUUAUUUUUUUUUCCAGUGAGAAAACAUAAGUUAUUAAAAGUAAAAAAAAGUUCUGGUUUCAGUGCUGUUUUUGAGUUUUUGUAAUAAUCAUGAUUGAAAGUAUGUUUUAAAAAUGUGUAUAUUUUUACCAAAACCAGUGAAGUGUGGCAGAAAUAAAA
Molecule: messenger RNA, 1994 nt
Organism: Condylura cristata (star-nosed mole)
Lineage: Eukaryota; Metazoa; Chordata; Mammalia; Eulipotyphla; Talpidae
Product: zinc finger protein 461
Biological process (GO): negative regulation of transcription by RNA polymerase II
Molecular function (GO): DNA-binding transcription repressor activity, RNA polymerase II-specific
Source: RefSeq, a predicted model, not a curated record